AUGCCGAAGUCUAUCCUGGUGGCUCUGAGCCUUGGUGCUGCGUCGCUCUUGGUGCUUCUGGAGCGCCGACGACGCUGCGCAGAAGGACGACUGGAGAAACUUCUGGAGGAACAUGUGGGAGAAGAGGGGCGAGUGGUCAUCACUGGUGCAGAUCGAGGCAUUGGCAAGGAGCUGGGCCGCUUACUGCUGCGACACCCGCGGGUGUCGUUGCUCUUGGGCUGUCUGGACCCGAGCGCUGCCGCGGCCGGAGACGACAACGAAAAACGCUGUCGGAUUUCGCCACUGGAGCUGCUGGACUUCGAUUCAGUGCAACGCUUCGCAGAAGAUGUACACGACUUCCUGAGCGACGGAGAACCCGGACUUCGGAUGUUGGUCAACAACGCUGGCUUCAAGGAACGCGUCGAAGGUGACCGCACCAAGUACGGCACUGGCAAGACGUGGCAGAUCAACUUUUUAGGUCCCUUCCUGCUGACCGAAUUCCUGGCGCGCCGCCGCGAGCGGGACGGGGUGGAAAUUCCCUGCAGCGUCAUCAACGUGGCCAGCGGCCACGAAUCUGAGUCCAACUUGGACAAACAGCUGCUGGAUUCCUUGGAAGUUGGAUGCGAAUCCACGGGGCACGACUAUCCAGACUCCAAGAGGGCCUUGUUGCUUUGGACUUCGGUGCGCUCCCAAAGUCUUGCCCUGAAGGGUCAUCUCUACACGCACGCGGUCUCUCCGGGGAAGGUGGAUACCAGGUUUGGUUGCGAUCACAUUCCAGAAGUGUUGUGGUGCUUGUCCAAGCCCUUCCGAAGCUUGCUGUACCGAAGCCAAGCAGAGGGUGCUUUGUCCAUUGCUGCGGCUGGGCUACGAAAACAUGCCACCAGCAAGUUUGGGCAAUACUUUCGAGGAGAAGAGUUGGUCGAAGACCUGGUGGUUUGGCGCAUGCCCGAGAAGCGUCUCUCCGUGCAGCUGGUGCGCUGGGCCGCCACGGCCACCGCCUUAGAGCCGCGCAGCGGUGGGCGGCCGCUGGACAUCGGUGGCCGAUCCCUAAGCGUUGGCGACCUCUUGGUGGGACGAGGGGAGGAGGACCGAUGGUCAACCUCUGAACGACGUUGGAGCACCGAGAUUUCCAACCUGUCACGACAGGUCAGCGAGGAGAUUCUGAUUCUCCCAGCUCGCAUCUCUGCGGUGCGACGGCUUCUCAUUCGCUGCCGCGAACGGCUGCUGCAGUGGCUGCCCUUCUGA
Molecule: messenger RNA, 1224 nt
Organism: Cladocopium goreaui
Lineage: Eukaryota; Dinophyceae; Suessiales; Symbiodiniaceae
Source: the annotation of a GenBank genome assembly